AGGCCCCCACCCAGAAUUAAAAAUGGACGCUCUAAAGAUACUAGUAAAUCUGGUGGAGUAUGAAUACAGGGAAGGAUAUGCUCUGGUUGGAGAAGCUAAAAUCUCCUGGAUGUUUUCAAAAUGGUCAUCUCUAGCUCCUCAAAGUAAAGCUGUGUGCCUAAAACCAGAAAUACCAAAUGGAAAGCUGACUGUGGAAAAGGAUCAGUAUGUCAACCCUGAAACUGUCACCAUCCAGUGUGACCCUGGCUAUAGGAUGGCUGGCUCCCAGAGUAUCUCUUGCUCAAAGAACAAAUCUUGGAGUCCAAUGUACCCAAGUGCAAGAGAACAUUUUUUGGGAUUCCCUUGCUGCUUAAACGUCCUCUCUGCUUGAGCUGAUACUGAGUAUUACCUAAGAACACACGUGGAUUCAGCUCUCAGGGAAAUAUUUUGCUAGAAUCCAGAGUAUUUUUCUGGAGUUUCCUGCCCAUCAACCAGUCCUUGGGUGAGUCUUCAUCUUCCAAUCUUCCUCCGAUCACAAGACUUCCUAAAGAAGCACAAGCCUUUACAAGGAUAGGGAAACUUCCCGAAAUCUCUCUUUUGAUUUUCUCUUUCAAGAAGUCCCUGAAGAUUGUGAGAUACUCCUGAAAGGCAAAAAACUCUUACAGUGUUUCCCAAGUCCCCAGGACUCAAAAGUGACCCUGGAGUUACAUAAACUAUCUCUGGAGAUUAAAAAAAUAGAGCAAGAGAGAGACAAGGAAAAAACCAUUUAAAUACACUACACCUCCUUUUGCAACAAGAUGGGGAAGAGAUUUGCUUUUCUGUACAGCUCUAGAGAGACAAACCUCAGUUUAUCAAUUUCACUUAAGCAUCAUCAUUUAUUGCAAUAAGUAACAUUGCUAAAAUUUGCUAAUACACAUAGUGAUCCUGGAACAUGGAACUACUGAUGCUUUAUAUACCAUUAUCACUCAAGUUUUUACUUUUCUGGAUUUGGGAAGCUAGCUGAAAUAAAU
Molecule: messenger RNA, 989 nt
Organism: Diceros bicornis minor
Lineage: Eukaryota; Metazoa; Chordata; Mammalia; Perissodactyla; Rhinocerotidae
Product: C4b-binding protein-like
Exons: 3
Coding region: 23-370 (115 amino acids)
Biological process (GO): negative regulation of complement activation, classical pathway
Source: RefSeq, a predicted model, not a curated record